Messenger RNA from Suillus subaureus, 753 nucleotides. RefSeq lists its product as uncharacterized. The transcript is spliced from 6 exons. Bases 1 to 753 code for a protein of 250 amino acids. NCBI's taxonomy places the organism in Eukaryota, Fungi, Basidiomycota, Agaricomycetes, Boletales, Suillaceae. Gene Ontology annotation, molecular function: heme binding; monooxygenase activity; iron ion binding. The record is from RefSeq and is a predicted model, not a curated record.
AUGUUCUCUGCACCUCUAUUCGUGCUUUACAGCCCCGCGACAACUUCUGCGACAGUCAUACUCACUUGCGCGGGAAUCGAAUAUCAUAAUGGAGAAAAAAGCCGGUCCCUAGUGGACCGCCCUCGUGCGGUUCCAGCAGGAGAGAUCUUGUCUCGCGGGCUACGUAUGAUCCUUGCACCCGCGGGAGAACAAUUUCGGAGUCUUCGCAAGUUGCAGCAGCACACUCGUCUUCAAGUGAAGGCUGCAGAAUCCUAUGUGCUUAUCCAGAUUGGCGCCACCCGUGAUGGUAUCCUUGACAUCCUUGAUAACCCUCAAGGACACCAGGCACCUGCGAACUCCUACGCUGCCUCUGCCAUCUUGCGUGUCACAUAUGGGAAGUUCAUGCCUACCGCCACGAAUGAAAUCAUCAUCAUUCACAAAAUGCUCAUGCGACCUGGGGCGCCCCUGAUAGAACGCUACCCAAUCCUAAAAUACGUCCCAGGAUACACAACCGAGUUAGAAUUGGCGACUGGCAGAGUGCAGUACAUGCUUGAGAACCAGUCCUUACACGAGCUCGCACGAAAAAUGGCUCAUCUCUCUGGAUCACUCUAUGACGCCGGUUCAGACACGACCACUGUGGCGAUCAUGUAUGUCGUUAUGGCUUCCGCAUAUUAUCCCAAUGCGCAGGAGAGAACGUGCAAGAGCACCUGGAUAUCGUCGUUGGUCGCGACAGAGCUUCCACGCUCGCCCACGACAACUCACUCCAGCAGAUAG